Aspergillus ibericus CBS 121593 is the source of this 1133-nucleotide messenger RNA. Its product is annotated as mitochondrial 54S ribosomal protein mL61. Lineage: Eukaryota; Fungi; Ascomycota; Eurotiomycetes; Eurotiales; Aspergillaceae. The transcript has 2 exons. Gene Ontology annotation, cellular component: mitochondrion. The coding region runs from base 283 to 903 and encodes 206 amino acids. The record is from RefSeq and is a predicted model, not a curated record. Gene Ontology annotation, molecular function: structural constituent of ribosome.
CUCCGGCAGGUCGAAAAAGUAUAUAUCCAUAGCCACGGUUGGGAAUGGUUGUCAAUGUCUCUCCGACGCAGCGCCGCAUCGCAUCGCAUCACGUGACCCUAUAUCGGCUGCUUUUCUUCCGCCGGGGAGCCCAAAAAUCAACGAGACAGCUCCAGGCCAGCAGCCCUCCAACCACCCCGUCGCCGGCUCAUCCUGACCGAAUCCCUCCGUGUCCGACUUGAACAGACCUCCCUUUGACAUAGUACCACCAAAAGUCAGGAGCUUGGACGCCCAACCGUCACAAUGGUCAACCUAUUCAAGCGGAUGCGGAAGCUGAAAACCGUAAGGCUCCUCAACAUCCAAGUCGGAACCGGAGCCGCCACCUUCCCCAGCGCCACGUCCGCAACCAAGGAAUUCCCUGCCAUCACCCGCCUACACCUCACAUACGCCCGCAAGAUCUACGGCGGCCACCAAGGCGCCCGACAUUUCUGGCGCAACUGCCUCCCCCGUCUCAAGUACUACAACCCCGCGGUGCCGAUGACCGUACGACAGACCGAUCAGCAGGACGGCCCGGCCGCAUUGACGAUCUACUUCUCCGAGCGGGCCAGCAACGCCGCAACAUUGCUCGCGGGCAAGGUCACCGACCAGCACGCCCCGGAGCCGGCGGCCACGGAACAGUCCGUCGUUUUGGACGUCAAGAACCUCGAUUACAAGGAUAUUUGGACGAAGGUGAAGAAUAUGACGGGUGCGCAGGAGAUUCCUCCCUCCGCGGAGCAGCAGGCGGAGCUACAGAAGCUGGAACAAAUGCGCCAACAGGCUGAUAAGGAUCGGAUGCGUAUAGCAGCUAUUAGACAGGCGAAGGCGGAUCAGGAGCGCAUGCUGCAGGAAGCGAGAGGUGAGGUGGAGAAGUUGAAGCAGCUGUGAGGUUAGUUCGCUUUCGCUUCUGUUGGGUUGAUACCACUCGGCGUGGUCUCUUGUAGCAUAGCAUUUUCUUUACUAUUCCUGUUCGAUUAUGUAGUUUUGGGAAUUCUCUUUCGUGUUUAAUGGUGGCCUACUUGCAUUGUCUGGUUGAGCACGCACCAGUUGUGGGUCUACAUAUAGUAUAGUUACACUCGACAGUGUUGAAGAUCGGGACGCUUCUAGAAGACUAAAAG